Molecule: messenger RNA, 1111 nt
Organism: Effrenium voratum
Lineage: Eukaryota; Dinophyceae; Suessiales; Symbiodiniaceae
Source: the annotation of a GenBank genome assembly
UUGAGUUGGCUCUUGCACACUUGACACGUCCAUAGCGCUUGAAUGUGCAAUGGCAAUGGCGGGUGGCAUGCAAAGUCUAGGUGCUGCAACGGCAGAUGGCCCUCCAAGUGGCUAUGAGCCUCUCUCGCAGGGGCCAAUGGGCAUGGGCGGGACUGGCGGUGGCGGUGGCGGUGGCGGUGGCGGCUCCAUGGCCGCAGUUUCUCAGCUUUUUACCAGACUAGCGCAGGAGAUAGAGGAACAAAAGCCAAAGAAUUGCAUCCAUUUCGUCGUCGACUUCCUGUGCAAGCACUAUCCAGAGCAUUUGCAUGGCUUUGCCUCCAUUUGGCAGAUGGACCCCGACCUCGAGCGAGAGCGGCAUGAGGUUGUGAACUUCUUCAAGGCUCACAAGAUCUCAACGGCUGUGGCAGCCCACUUCACCAACGCAGGGUAUGACACAUUGGACACCUUGACCACAUUGUCGCCUGAUAGCCUAGUGGACGUGGAGGCUUUCAACAAUGUCAAAUGGCUGCCUGGGCACAAGGUGCGACUUCAGCAGAUCUUCAGCGAGAUUUCUGCGAGAGUUCGUGCGUAUCGGCAGCAAUAUGGUGAGAGUGCGCAUCCACGCAGACAUCAUCAAGCUCAAAGCCAGCACAACCGGAAUCACUCGAACUCGGUAGACAGAAGGCAUGACUCGCCUCCUCCAAAUUAUCAUCGCCCCACGUAUUCGCAACCUGAGUCCUACUCGGCACACCCACAUCAGUCCGUAGCACACCAUGGUCAUGACUCACCGCCACAACGCCAUCACGUUGGCCUAGCUCAUCAUCCGCAAGCUGGCCAUGUAUCGCCGGUGGUGCACCCACAUGUUUCUUAUGCGCCUGCGCAUCAUCAGGCGACCUCCGAGCGCCAUGUAGCAUUUACUGGUGGCUUCAGUGGAGGCUAUGUUGGCGGAUUUGCUCCUCCACAGACAGCAGCGCCCCACGUGCCAACUCCGCACGCAGGGCCAGGUGCUCAAGGUAUGAGCAUAUCUCCCGGGCUUCCCAACCCGUCUGGGAACAUCUUCUUGGCCAACAAUUCUCUCCUUCCUCCGACUUAAAGUUCCGUGCCCUCGCCAUAGCCAAAGUCAGAAGGGCCC